Molecule: messenger RNA, 237 nt
Organism: Perkinsus marinus ATCC 50983
Lineage: Eukaryota; Perkinsozoa; Perkinsida; Perkinsidae
Exons: 3
Source: RefSeq, a predicted model, not a curated record
UUGUGUGUAUUGGUAUGGGGAGGCGGGUCGAGACGAGAAAUCUGUGGAACAAGCGGUGAUACGAUUUGUGAAACCGGGAGAGGAGGAGACGAGCGAAACGUUUGUGAAUCGACUGUUGGCGUUUAUGUUUGCCAAUACGAAGAGUUUUGAACGACUUUUGAUGUUGCCGAAAGUGGCAUUCAAAAUGACUUGUAAUGAUCAGCUAUGCGUGAAUAUAAAGCAUAUAUCGGCUGAGGG